AUGGAACCACAAGAAAAACUCGAGGCAAUGUUUUGCCCACAUCUGGACUCGGCGCUGGUCGCUUCGAUCUACCAUGACAUGAAGGAUUUUAAGGCUUGCAUAUCCAUCCUCUCGGCCCUCGCUGCUGAUACCCCCGGAGGAGGAGCAGGGCCCAACAUGAAUAUUACCGUCACAACUACUACAUCAAAGACAUCAGCACAGCAGACCAAUGGCAGGAAUCCAGCGUCAGCAGCCAUUACCAAGAACAAGAAAUCAAACCUAGCUCCUUCGACCGACAAGAAUAUCCUGAUCUGGAGCGAGGAGGUCGCCAAUUCGAAUACCUCCUCAGCAGCAGCAGCAACGUCAUCACCAGCACGCAGUGGUCUGCUCAAGUCCAACAAGCAAGGCCAGGUCACCAACAGCUCCUCAUUCCAACAGCCGACGACCUUGGUCAACUCCCCUGCGAUUCCCGUUACUCGGGACCAACCCGUCAAGGCCAGUUACAAGGCUGCUCGAAACCCUCGUUACAUGCAGAGGCACGCCGUUGUUGACCUGCCCGUCGAAACGUUGGACGAUGCUGAAGAGGAUCAUGACCAGGAGCUCCCUGAAGAAUACAACGUGAACGAUGACGAACAGAGUGCAGUUGUGGGCGACCAGGAGGCACUCGCGGAGGUUGAGACCGCCUCAACCGACGGUGCAGGACCAAAGAAGAAGAAGAACCGACGACAGAAGCGCCAUGAAAAGGUAGGAAAAGGAGAGCCUCUGCCACCCUCCUUUGGAGUUACUCAGCGCGGGACGUGGAGGAAGGAUGCCAAUGCCGGACUAUUGGGCACAGGGGCAGGCGACGACGACAGCAACAGCAGCAGCCAAAAGAGCGGCGACAGCAACGAAGCGGAAGAUGACGAGGACGAGGACGAGGAAGGAGAUUCGACUGUGGCGCCUGGGAAUGCUACCCGUCGCAGUGUCAACGGGAUCAAGACAGAGGAGCUGGAGUUUUUGAAGAGCUGUUUCCCGAACCGAGAAUAUUCGGACGAGUAUCUGGCGCAGGUUCUGAAAGAUUGCCGUCGGGAUCUGGAGGCCGCUGUGGAGACGAUUCUCAGCCAGAUGUUCCUGGAGAACGAGCAGAUCGAGACGUCGUCUUCAGGAUCGGGGUCAUUCAACUCAUCACUGACGAACUCGUCAACCACCACCACCUCUUUGGACGACGCAUUCUUUGAGGGUGCACAGAAUGGAAAGGCGUCGAGGAGGAGGUGGAAGACGACAGGCUCUGCAGGAUUGGGAUCGAGAGAAUCGGACGGAGUUGUAGCGUGGGGUGCUGCGCGUCACCAGCCGGUCUGGGAUGGACAGAACGACCCUUUGCUCAAGACCGUAGACCGCCAGGAAGAUUUCUUGAUUCCGGAGAGCAACGAGUGGGUCACGUUUGAUCAUCAGAUUUCGAUCCUCAUGAACCUUUUCCAUACUGUCCCCAAGAAGACUAUCGUCUCGGAUUAUCAUGCCAAUGGAGCCCAUCUGUUCAAGACUGUGGAAUGCAUCGAGGCCCGACUCAAGCAGGAGAGCCGCAUUGGAUCUUCAGCAGCACAAGGACGGGAACGCCAAACUCAAUUCGAUAUCAGCCUGGCUCAGCUGAUGGAGAUGUUCCCGGAGCACAGUGCGGUUGGACUGAAGAAGAUGUUGGUCUACAACAGUGGCAACGUUCAGGAUGCGAUGAAUGCUGUCCUUGCAGCAGAUUUCGCGCGCGCGGAUAUGAACGAUCGGCCCACCACCAAUGGCAGCGCGUCGAAACGUGCAAACCUCAUUCCGUUUCAGGCAGACAUUCGAUAUGCGGGCAAGAAUGAGGCCCCCCAGCCCACAAGCAGCGGCAACCGACUCAAGAGUCUCCCCUCGACUAGCAACCCCUUUCCAGGAGGACCCCGACCUUUCCCCAACACUAUUGUCGACAAUGCGAAUGCGGAUCUGUAUAACGAUGACGAUGACCCCGUUUGGUGUCGUCAACGAGCGCAUGAGAUCUUGGAUCAAAGGAACGAGCUGUUUAGAAAGGCUGCCAAGGCUUAUCAGGCGACCAAGGGCAAGGGCGCCGGGAUGGGUGGUAUCGCGGCCUACUAUGCCGACGAGGGCAAGAAGCUGGAUGUCCAAGGAAAGCAAUGGCACAUGCGUGCCGCUCGCGCCGUCGUUCAGCAGCAUCGAUUGGACAACAAUGAUCCAAACUUGGUGGACCUGCACGGAUUAACGGUGAGCGAGGCGCAGACGGUGGUGCGCGAGGCGGUAACACAGUGGUUCUCGCGGGCAACAAUGCAAGCUUCACGAAUCGCUGCCAAGCCGCUCAAGAUUAUUUGCGGUGUCGGAUCACAUUCCAAGGACAGGAUCGCGCGUCUCUACCCGACCAUCUUGAGUCUUUUACAGAAGGACGGGUGGAGAUGCGAGGCAGAGGGAGGAGUCAUUCUCGUCAAGGGCGUUUCUAGGAUCAUGCCCUCUAAGAAGUGA
Molecule: messenger RNA, 2460 nt
Organism: Linnemannia hyalina
Lineage: Eukaryota; Fungi; Mortierellomycota; Mortierellomycetes; Mortierellales; Mortierellaceae
Source: the annotation of a GenBank genome assembly